Molecule: messenger RNA, 881 nt
Organism: Mangifera indica (mango)
Lineage: Eukaryota; Viridiplantae; Streptophyta; Magnoliopsida; Sapindales; Anacardiaceae
Exons: 1
Coding region: 443-790 (115 amino acids)
Source: RefSeq, a predicted model, not a curated record
AAGUAGACGACGGUAGGCAUAUGUUCUGCCAUGUCAACUAGAAUUAUGUAUAAGAAUUUUGAUAAUUCACAAGAUGCAGAAAGCAUCGAAUUCCCAAUUAAAUAUAAUGGUUAAUGGAGAAUUCUACAUUAUUCUCAUCCAUCCAAUACAAAAGUAGAAGCAUCAGCUUCAUCAAGAAGCAGCCAUCCUUAAUUUUCUCCCGGAAGUGAUGGGCUAAAAAGAGAGUCCUCCGUUUGUAAAGCGUAUACAGAAUCAAUGAUCAUGAAGGAGAGUCAAUCUUUUUCUUGUGUUUUUAUUAUUCAGCCCAGGCACGUCACUGGAAAUCACAUGAUUGAAAAUCACUGUAAACCUCUCUAAAAUGAAAGCUGGGAUCUAGCUAAACUUGGUUCCCACAGAAAUAAAGGGUGUUUUCUUUUCUCCUGAGAGUUAUUCCUGAUCCUGAAUGGAGCCACCAGCUGCAUGCAUGUGCAGGAGUAGCCGGUCUUCUUCAUGUGAUAGGUUGCUGGCUAUUAGCUUGACGCUUCUAGCUGUGUUUUCACCUCUCUAUAUCAACCGAAGGGCGGCAAGCGACUUGGAACUCAAAGACCAACUCAUCAAUCUUGAUUCCUGGUUGCCUCUUUUGCUUUUGCUUCUCAUCUUGGCCAUAGCCUCCCCCCUUUACCUGGACCAGACCUUUUCCAGGUUUGAUCCUUACUGGAUACACAGAUUUGGGGGUUCUUCUGGUGGUAUCAUCAUCAUUCUUUUGGUUCUUGCUUUGGUUUUGAAGUGUAAAACUUCUAUGAUGAACUAAAAGGCCUGACUGCAAUUUGUGUUCUGAAAUUUUCAUUACUUUGAGAGCCUAGAGAUGGGUAAGUUAUAAAAUUGAUGUAAGUUUCAUAUGA